CUGAUUCAUUCAGUCGCCACUCGGUAGUUAGCCAACGUAAAAUCGAAACAUUGAAGCUAUUUAGACCAUUUUUGUGUGUAUUGAUCUCGGUGUCGUUUGCUUGUUAAAAUUGACACGUUUGUUAAGGUUGAUUAUACUGAGCCUAGGCACUAGGCUAAUGCUAAUUUUAGGUAGCCCAACCAUGAACUCACAAAUAUACUCCCAUCCUGCUAAAGAAGAGGGGGUCUCCUGGACGGAGAAAGAAGCUCUGGGUCUGAACAUUGUCGUAAAAGAAGAGGAAGAGGAGAAUAUUACAGUGAAAGAAGAGGAAGAAGCUUUCAGAAUAAAACAGGAGGAAGAGGAGGCUAUCACGUUGAAAGAAGAGGAUGUUAUAGUGAAAGAAGAGAAAGAACCUUUUGGAGUGAAAGAGGAAGAUGAGGCUAUCUCAAUAAAAGAGAAGGAGGAAGAUGUUUUGGGAGUGAAAAGGGAGGAGGUUGAAGGAGAGGAAGUGGAGGCUGGAGAUCUGAUUGACACUAGAGAGAAACCAGACUCUCACUCUGACAGCGGGAAGAGUCCUUCAGGGGAACCAGACCCAGUGACGCCCAAACCAGCAAGAAAACAUCACUGUUCCCACUGUGGAAAGAGUUUUACCUGGUUAGGGUACCUAAAACGGCAUGAGAGGACACACACAGGAGAAAAGCCUUUCCAAUGUUCUCAGUGUGGAAAGAGUUUUACCGU
This is a messenger RNA of Oncorhynchus kisutch (coho salmon), 717 nucleotides long. RefSeq names its product zinc finger protein CKR1-like. The transcript is spliced from 2 exons. The record is from RefSeq and is a predicted model, not a curated record. Gene Ontology annotation, molecular function: RNA polymerase II cis-regulatory region sequence-specific DNA binding; DNA-binding transcription factor activity, RNA polymerase II-specific. Lineage: Eukaryota; Metazoa; Chordata; Actinopteri; Salmoniformes; Salmonidae. The annotation marks the transcript as partial. Gene Ontology annotation, cellular component: chromatin. Gene Ontology annotation, biological process: regulation of transcription by RNA polymerase II.